Molecule: messenger RNA, 2430 nt
Organism: Penicillium riverlandense
Lineage: Eukaryota; Fungi; Ascomycota; Eurotiomycetes; Eurotiales; Aspergillaceae
Gene: slx4
Product: protein slx4
Exons: 2
Coding region: 1-2430 (809 amino acids)
Biological process (GO): DNA repair; DNA replication
Cellular component (GO): Slx1-Slx4 complex; nucleus
Molecular function (GO): 5'-flap endonuclease activity
Source: RefSeq, a predicted model, not a curated record
AUGACCAGCACGACAGACGUGAUCGUCUUGUCCUCCUCUCCGAAUUGCACCCCUCAAUCUCCAGCACGAGAUACGGACCUCCUCGAAAGGGCACUGGGAAUCCCGCCACAAUGCUCCUCGCCACCGCCGAUACCCUCCCCUCCACAGUUGUUCGAGCUGCCGACGCGUUCUGCAUACUUUGCCACGGAAAGCAACACAACGAAGAGCUGGAGCACCUCACAGAAAAAAGGACGGCGAACCACCAAAACAGCGUCUGCUACGUCUACGAAUCCGGAUGAAAAGACGCGCGCCAGGAAGUCGCGAUCGAAGGCGAAGGAUAUGGCUGAGUCUGGUCCAACGGCUUCUGAUCACCCCGGACCGGACUCGGUGGAUUCCAGAGACGGCGGGACGAUAGAGAAGUCAGGGACGAAGAAAAGUCGGUCUGCAAAGACUGCUUCAAAGCGCAAGGACUCGGGCAAUAUGAAAUUGGCUGGGAAAGUCACCAAGUCGGGUGUGGAUGCGCCGGCGAAGAAGACCAGCAAAGAUGGCAAGAAUGCCGUUGAUUCAAUGGGCUCGAUGAUUGACCUGUCGAAGGGAUCAAAUGCGCUGGGGGAGGAUGAGGAGCUACAUCUGGAGGCUGCGACAAGGCGAAGGAUAGACUGGACACCACCACCAGACACCAGUCCGGAAGACAGCGCCGUCGAAGAAGUGAAUCAGAAGGAGGACAGUGAAGCAAAAGGAUCUGGCGGAUUUGGCACGCUUUUUUCCAGCUACAGCUUUGCUACUUCGGCAGCAACUUCUCGCGAGAUGCGCCAAAACCCAGACGGUGGACCAACCAAGCGAAGGCGCAUUGAGCUCGUAAAUUCGCAUCUUCCAGCAACCAACGACGACAAGACAAGCGACACGAAGAGCGAAGCCUCUGACUCGGCCUCUUCUGCUGCGCAAACAAAAAGAAAAGGGACACAAACCAAACGGUUCACAACAUUGACUGCUCGGAUGACCGCGCAAUACAGUAUCUUGGAAGAGGACAUCGACGGCGUGUUGGACAGCGAAAAGGAGAAGCCCAAACGCCGUAGCAAAGCCAAGUCCACGAACAAAGACCCCGAGUUCACAAUCCUUUCUCCUGAAGCUGCUGCCAAGGCUUUUGAUGAACAGGACCUCAUGUUCGGCACAUGCAGCCAGUUGGAGAGGGAAGAUUCGCCGCAAACGCUGGAAGAGAUGCAGGAAGCGAUUCGUGCUUCCGAGAAGCUUUUCAAAGAGCAGAAAGCUUCUUCUGCUGAUCGAAGUGUCACCUCUGCUCGUCCCAUUUCCAGACUGAUUGGCAGCCGAAAUUUAUGGGGAGUUGCCGCCAGGAAUACCGACGGAUCCUUGAUUCGGGCCGAAGGCCUGGACAAAGUUGAUUUGACAGAGCCAAAAGAGGCCAGCAUGUCAAUACACAAGCAAGAUGAAUUCGACUGGCUUGAGAUCGAUUGUGGAGAGCCUAAAUCGGAUUCACGGACGAAGACCCAGUUGCCUGAACAGUCUGCGCCGCGGUGUCAAGCUGCAAUCACUGCCACUCAGCCCUCGAAAGAUACAGAAAACAGCGACCCGCCCGUGAGCCCUCAGCAGCCUUCCAUGCCACAGUAUAGUGGGUUCACGGACGCAGAGCUAUCCAAACAGGUAGCUGCAUACGGAUUCAAGUCUGUGAGGGGCCGAAAGAAGAUGAUUGAUCUUCUCCAAAAGUGCUGGCAUUCGAAACAUGGCCGUGGCAACAAGUCUGCUGGUCCUACGCAGCAGCCCGAGAAACCGAAAGCUCGCAUCUCUGCCAAAACUCAGAUCUCAGCUCCAAGCAAGCCCAAGAGAACAAAAACUGACUCCAAAUCAUUCUCAAAAAACCUGCAGAACAGCCCCAAAGGCAAGCAGACGAGCCGCUCUUUUAUCGACGUCGACGAGAUCCAAGACUCAGAAGAGGAAAUACUUCCUUCUCCAAGUCAAGUCCAGAAACGAUACACGGACAUAUACUCCAGCAAAUCCAGUAGUGCUUCAGAGCCUUCUCUGGACAUGUCACCCACGGCACCAUCACCGCCAAGUCCCACGAAACGCAAAACCGCUGCCCCUCGCAAGCCAUCUAGCACCCGGCCGCCAUCUUCCGCCCCAAUCACGAAGCCAGCAACCAGACCAGACACCUCCAGACGAAGCAGUCUCCCAGACCUAGGCACACAGGUCACCAAGGCCGUUCACGCUCAGAAGCAGUCCCCCCUCUCAUCCAUGUCCAAAAGCCGCAGUAAUCCGACAUGGCACGAGAAGAUCCUGAUGUAUGACCCGAUCGUCCUGGAGGAUUUUACUACAUGGCUGAACGUCGAGGGACUUGGUCUUGUCGGCGAAGAUCGCGAGAUCAGUGCUGGGUCUGUGAGAGAGUGGUGUGAGGGGAAAGGUGUUUGUUGUUGCUGGAAGAACAAGGCUAGCUGGUAG